AUGGUGUUGUUCGGCGCCUUGAUGCUCUUGGGGCUGGCAAGCCGAGCUGCGGGACAUCCUGCUCACGGACCACGGCAACUCAGCAAGAGAACGCAGCUACUCAACAGCUAUCGAUUCAAUACGGUGUCUUCUUACACCCCAGGGAAUGAUGCGACCUUCCCCGAGCCGAAAACUGCCACAGAAAGAAGAGACAAACGCGCUGAUUGCGUUGGAAUUGCAACGCUCAAACUGCGAGAAACUGUAACCCAAGCCGAAUUUCGGCUGGUGGACGACUCUUACGUUGGAAGCAAUGGCGUGGCGCAUGUGCAUUUUCAACAAACCGUUGAUGGCAUUGACGUGGACAAUGCACAAUUUAAUGUGAAUAUCUUUGGAGAUGGAACCGUUCUAUCCUUCGGCAGCUCUUUCUUUGACCACACUCCAGAGAUACCGAGCAUUUCCAAGAGAACCGGCCCCUCCACCACUCCCCUUGGAGCUUUUCAGACAGCAGUUCAGCUUCUUGAUCUUCCGAUCACAGGUGUCGCCGCAUCUACAGCGGAAUCUAUUGAUGACGAUGGCACAUAUGUCAUUAGAGGCGUUAGGGGCGCUGUGAUCGAUCCAUUAGUAAAGUUGGCAUAUGUUCAAGUCAACGGUUCCGUUGCGCUGGCAUGGAGAGUUGAGACCGACAUUGGGACCAACUGGCUCCACACGUACAUUGAUGCCACAACCGGUAAAGACAUCAGCGGUGUGGUUGACUACACAAAUACGGCUACGUAUGAGGUUUAUCCAUGGGGGUCCAUGAACCCAGAUGAAUCAGCGAGACAAUCCGUUGCCAACCCAGAAGACACGGCUAAUUCGCCCUUUGGCUGGCAUUCCGACGGUACUCAAGAAUACACAACACUCCACGGCAACAAUGCUUUUGUUACCAUUUCAUCAGGCAACAAUCCCAGCUCUCCUGACCUGCUAUUUUCGUAUCCCUACUCACCAGCCACGACGGAUCCAGCAUCAUACGUGGAGGCGUCGGCUACUCAGGGAUUCUACAUCGUGAACAAAUUCCAUGAUAUCCUCUACAAGCUGGGCUUUGACGAAGAUGCUGGAAAUUUUCAAACUAACAACAAUGGCAAAGGUGGUGCUAGCGGCGACCCGCUUGAGCUCAUUGUGCAGGCAUCGGGAGGCUCAGCGCAGAUUUAUGUGCCGGCGGAUGGAAGGAGCCCUCGCUUGUCAAUGGGUGUAUGGUCUGGUACUCCUAGACGCGACAGCAUGUUCGAUGCGACAGUUCUUUUGCACGAGUACAUGCACGGAGUUACAGGGCGUCUUGUGGGUGGUCCCGCCACCUCGGGCUGUCUUUCCGACAUGAACGGACUUUCAAUCAAUGAGGGAUACUCUGACUUCGUACCUACCCUCUUGCGCGUCAUAGAGGGUGACACUAGGAGCACGGAUUACACAAUCGCAGAUUGGGCAACUGGUCAGCCGAUUGGGCUGAGAUCUCACUAUGUCUCGACCAGUCUAGAGACGACUCCGCUGACAUAUUCGUCCUUGAAUGAUCUGGUCAGCACGGGAGGCUUUGAUUUGGCUACUGUUUGGGCUUCAGUGCUGUACGACGUUUUCUGGAAUAUGGUGGACACCUAUGGAAUUGGAGACCUUUGA
This is a messenger RNA of Colletotrichum aenigma, 1623 nucleotides long. It is a transcript of the gene NpI, whose product is annotated as Extracellular metalloproteinase NpI. The record is from RefSeq and is a predicted model, not a curated record. The coding region runs from base 1 to 1623 and encodes 540 amino acids. Lineage: Eukaryota; Fungi; Ascomycota; Sordariomycetes; Glomerellales; Glomerellaceae. The transcript is spliced from 4 exons. Gene Ontology annotation, molecular function: zinc ion binding; metalloendopeptidase activity.